UCCCCUGGCUGGCUGCUCACCAGCUCCUCUGUCCCAGCAGAAGACAAGAGCGACCCUGACAGCAAAGCCAAAUCUGCCAAAAGUACCAAGAAGGAGCCAAUGUCCGUGUUCCAGGUGAAGAAGGAGAAGAAAAACAAGAAGAAAGCCUCCACCAGCAGUGAUGAGGAGGAUGAUUCCGACUCCAGCACCAAACCCAUUAGGUCAGAGAAGAAGAAAAACCCAGCAUCCCUCUUUCAGACUGGUGGGGACCCCCCAAAAGAGAAAAAAUCCAAAAAGAAAGCAGUUCCUCCCAAAGGAGCUGAGAGUGAGGAGGAGACCCCAGAGACCCUGCAGAAAAACUCCAACAAGAAGGGAAAAGCAAAGAAAUCAAAGAAGAAGGAGGAGAGGCCCCCGUCCCCUGUCAUCGAGGUGGACAACCUGGAGGAGUUCGUGCUGCAGCCGGCGCCGCAGGGCGUGACCGUCAAGUGCCGGGUGACACGGGACAAGAGGGGCAUGGACCGGGGGCUUUACCCCACCUACUACCUUCACCUGGACAAUGACAAGAAGGUGUUCCUCCUUGCUGGGAGAAAGCGUAAGAAGAGCAAAACCUCCAACUACCUCAUCUCCAUCGACCCCACUGACCUGUCACGGGGUGGAGAGAACUUCAUCGGGAAGCUGAGAUCCAACCUGAUGGGCACGAGGUUCACCGUGUUCGACAACGGCGCCAACCCCGACCGGGCCAACGCUGACUGGUCCAACGUGCGGCAGGAGCUCUCGGCCGUGGUCUACGAGACCAACGUUUUAGGGUUCAAAGGCCCCCGGAAGAUGACUGUCAUCAUCCCUGGGAUGAAUGCUGACUGUGAGAGGGUGCCCAUCCGGCCCCGGAACGAUAACGACGGCCUCUUGAUGCGAUGGCAGAACAGGAACAUGGACAACGUGAUCGAGCUGCACAACAAAGCCCCGGUGUGGAACGACGAGACCCAAUCCUACGUCCUCAAUUUCCACGGCCGGGUCACCCACGCCUCUGUCAAAAACUUCCAGAUUGUGCACAGCAGUGACCCUGACUACAUCGUGAUGCAGUUUGGGCGUGUGGCAGACGACGCCUUCACCAUGGACUACAGCUACCCCCUGUGUGCCGUGCAGGCCUUCGCCAUCGCCCUCUCCAGCUUCGACGGGAAGCUGGCCUGCGAGUAGCUCCUGCUCC
Molecule: messenger RNA, 1183 nt
Organism: Lonchura striata (white-rumped munia)
Lineage: Eukaryota; Metazoa; Chordata; Aves; Passeriformes; Estrildidae
Source: RefSeq, a predicted model, not a curated record